Messenger RNA from Anguilla rostrata (American eel), 1855 nucleotides. RefSeq names its product putative transmembrane protein 244. NCBI's taxonomy places the organism in Eukaryota, Metazoa, Chordata, Actinopteri, Anguilliformes, Anguillidae. The coding region runs from base 136 to 594 and encodes 152 amino acids. The transcript has 6 exons. The record is from RefSeq and is a predicted model, not a curated record.
UUCGCUUUUGCAACACAAGAGGGCGAUAGAGGCUCGAUGCAUCAUUCCAGCAAGGCUUAUUAUUUAUUUGAAAACAUAGCACCUCACGUACACAUUAACUACUCGGCAUAAUAUACCGACGGAGCAGCAGGUGAAAUGGCGUUCAAAGUGAAAGUGGCAGACUCGAAGACCGUCCUACUCCGUUUGGGUCUUUGUUUGGUCAUUUUCUACACCCUGUACUACAUGAUUGCCAGCGUGUGUUUUGGAGCGUUCAGGCUCCAGCACUUUGAUGGACUAAUCCCUUUUGACUUCAGGACAGAACCCACAGAAUCCAGCGCAAAGUACUUGGUGAACCUCCUCUCUAUGGAGUUGACCUUCUUCUGCAGUGGGCUGCUGUUUGCUGCGGUUGUGCAGAGAUGGGUUUGGGACUACGCCCUCACAGUCACCCUGCUCCACGUACUGAUCACCUGCACAGUCAUGCAGGAGUUUCCUAUGAUGUGGCAGUGGUGGUUGGCUCUGGGUAGCGGCUUGUUCCUGAUGAUAUGCAACGGGCAGCUAAUCGCACACUUCGCCUGUCAAAGUGACCCCAGUUACCCCGCCUACCAGAGCUACUGACACGGCCGUACCCCUCUAACCAGAGCUACUGACACAGCCAUACCCCUCUAACCAGAGCUACUGACACGGCCGUACCCCUCUAACCAGAGCUACUGACACGGCCGUACCCCUCUAACCAGAGCUACUGACACGGCCGUACCCCUCUAACCAGAGCUACUGACACGGCCGUACCCCUCUAACCAGAGCUACUGACACGGCCGUACCCCUCUAACCAGAGCUACUGACACGGCCGUACCCCUCUAACCAGAGCUACUGACACGGCCGUACCCCUCUAACCAGAGCUACUGACACUCAGCUCUGAGGACAAUCCAGAGCAGCCUCCUCUUGCUGGUAACCAUGGCACUAGUCCUGUUAGGCUGCAGGCAGUUUUGCCAUUUUUGGUCAUUUCCUGCCUGAGGUCUGCAGUGCUGUUGCUGUGACUUUUUCCCUUAAAGUGAUAUUUCAGAGUUUCCUACAUCAGAAAUGAGAUCAAUGGCUUCCUCCAUCCAUGGGGCAACAGUUAAUAAAUUAACGUUAACAAUUAAUAAUGAUAUUGGAGCAGACUGGCAGUAUCUUUCAGUGGAAUGUAUUUAACCAGAAGAUGCAAACAGGUUUGUUAACACAUGAUGUUUAUUUGCAUAAGAAUGGGCAAGACACUCGUUUCUAUAUAAUGGUAAUAGUCUGUUAAAACAAUGGCUUUGUUUUAAAAGCAGGCUGAUGCAGGUGUGUACUGUGUUUUCAGUAUUAAGAGCAGAAGUGAUACCUGAUUUCAUUCGUAGGACACAGGUCUGCUCACAAUCUCUCAAACCAUGACAGGAUUUUCAGUACCAUGCAGUGUUUUACAGUAGCAGGCAAUGUUUUACAGUAACAGGUGGUGUUUUACAGUAGAGAACAUAAUUUUAACUGUUGCACCUUUACAGUAAAUGUUUAUGUGUGUGUAUGUUCAUGUACAUAAAUAUACAGCCACAAAUGUAUUCUUAUAUGUUUCUUUGAAUUAUUUGUUUUGUUUAUAAUGUAUUUUAAGAGGAUAAAAAGGAUAAACUUGGAUUUAAAAAGCAUUUAAUGUCUUUGUUCUUCCAUUGCACCUUCUCUCUUAUGUUUUGAUUUUGUUUUGUUUUUUCAGAACAAAAGCAAAGCAAGUUAGUGUCCCAUUUUACUGAAGUUUUUUGCCCUGUUAUUCUAUCAGUGUACUUCUGGAACAAGUGCUGUUAUAAAAUAAUAAUCUGGAGAAAAAGCUGUUUUGAAAUGAUACCUCUGAUUAUUAAAUGAAAAUUAAAUAAAA